Messenger RNA from Aspergillus versicolor CBS 583.65, 1215 nucleotides. RefSeq names its product cysteine protease ATG4. The record is from RefSeq and is a predicted model, not a curated record. The coding region runs from base 1 to 1215 and encodes 404 amino acids. Gene Ontology annotation, molecular function: protein-phosphatidylethanolamide deconjugating activity. The transcript is spliced from 5 exons. Lineage: Eukaryota; Fungi; Ascomycota; Eurotiomycetes; Eurotiales; Aspergillaceae.
AUGAACCCAACAGACAUCGAACGAUGCAAGAAACGGAUUGUGCAGUAUAUAUGGGACCCCGAACCGAAGAACGACGAGGAGCCGGGGUCGCCAAUUUGGUGCUUGGGAACACGAUACCCCCCACCCGAACAGCGCAUCACCCCACAUGAAGGCCGGACACCAUCAUCGCAAGUGCACCAUAACGGGCGCCAGACAGACACAGCAAGUACAAGCACGCCCGACUGGCCGGAGCCGUUCCUCCUAGACUUCGAAUCAAAGAUAUGGAUGACAUAUAGGUCAAAUUUCACACCAAUAGCCAAGGACACCAGCCGCGAGGGAAAUCAGUCCCUGACGAUGGGCGUGCGGUUGAGAAGCCAAUUCAUUGAACCGCAAGGCUUCACAACUGACACGGGAUGGGGCUGUAUGAUAAGAUCAGGCCAAAGUCUACUGGCGAACGCAAUGGCCAUCGUGACACUGGGCCGUGGAUGGCGACGUAGAGAUAAGACCGAAGAGGAAGCGCAACUGCUCUCACUAUUUGCAGACACCCCGGACGCCCCGUUCUCCAUACACAACUUUGUCAAGUACGGAGCGGAGUUCUGCGGAAAGCACCCAGGGGAGUGGUUUGGACCAACCGCUACCGCCAGAUGCAUACAAGGCCUAUCAGCGAAUUACAGCCAAUCGACCCUUAAAGUUUAUAUCGCAGACGACAAUUCUGAUGUUUACCAGGAUAGAUUCAUCAGCGCAUCCAGCAACGAGCAAGGUAUUGUCAGCCCCACACUCAUACUGCUCGCACUCAGGUUGGGGAUUGAUCGAGUCACCACCGUCUAUUGGGAGGGGUUAAAAGCGGUACUACAAUUCCCACAAUCGGUGGGGAUUGCAGGAGGACGACCAUCUGCUUCGCACUAUUUUACUGCGGUCCAGGGAUCGCAUUUUUUCUACCUUGAUCCACAUAACACUCGCCCGACCCCGAACCAUACCAAAGGUGCCUACACGAAAGAUGAAAUCGAUACGUAUCACACUCGUCGAUUGAGGAGACUCCAUAUUCAAGAUAUGGACCCAAGUAUGUUAAUAGGAUUUCUAAUCAAAGACGAAGAGGACUGGGAGGACUGGAAAACUCGCGUCGCAUCUAUACAAGGCAAACCUAUUAUCAACAUUCUGAGCACAGGCGACACCACUCCCUGGCAAGGUCGGAGAGAAGCACUAGAUGAAGUCGAGACGUUCGACGAUGACGAAUAA